AUGAUUUAUUUAACGGGUGCGAUUUUGAGCACAGUUGCUUUAAUAUUCAUUAUCUUUGGUAUAGUGAUAAACAAAACAUGGUUAACCAAUUAUACUGAUGAUGAAUAUCAAUAUUUACGAAAUCGUUUUUAUGAUGAUGAAACAUUUUUCUUGAAUGAAUUAGAUGACCAAAUUGAUAGUGAUAGUGAUCAUGAGGAAUCGAAAAGUAUAUCACUAGAAUCUAUCGACACUUUUAUGUAA
Messenger RNA from Cetraspora pellucida, 240 nucleotides. The record is from the annotation of a GenBank genome assembly. NCBI's taxonomy places the organism in Eukaryota, Fungi, Glomeromycota, Glomeromycetes, Diversisporales, Gigasporaceae.